This is a messenger RNA of Mangifera indica (mango), 1338 nucleotides long. Its product is annotated as histone-lysine N-methyltransferase ATXR4. The record is from RefSeq and is a predicted model, not a curated record. NCBI's taxonomy places the organism in Eukaryota, Viridiplantae, Streptophyta, Magnoliopsida, Sapindales, Anacardiaceae. The transcript has 7 exons. The coding region runs from base 152 to 1138 and encodes 328 amino acids. Gene Ontology annotation, cellular component: nucleus. Gene Ontology annotation, molecular function: protein binding.
UUAACUUAAAAUCAAAUGUGUGUUUAGCUCUUCUACAUAAAACCCUCAUGUUUAACAUCAACGACCAGUGAUUUCGAAACGUUUCAAAAAUUGGUCGGCGAAUUGACCUUCAUAUUCCACAUUCACUUCGGAAGAAACUAGCAAUCAAAAAAUGUGGUUAAGCCGUUAUAGCCGUUGGCCUUCCCGCUUUCAUAACCUUCAUUUUCAUUCACAAACGACAAAGCAACUUCUCUCCUCUUCCAUCACCACCGCAACAACUCAAUCCUCGCCGUCGCCAUUGCCGCCGCCAAUGCAGGUGGCGCUCACCGACUCCGCCGGACGGGGCGUGUUCGCAACUCGGAGAAUUUGCGCUGGUGAUCUCAUCCACACAGCCAAGCCCAUUGUCUCCCACCCUUCUCUCUCUUCACUCAACAGCGUCUGUUACUUUUGUCUCAGAAGGAUUUCUUCAAAUUCACCUGAUUUUGAAGCUCAUAGUGCUCGUUUUUGCAGUCAAGAGUGUGCAGAAAACUCUAAGGAUUUUUUUUAUGUUGAGAGAACAGUAGAUUGGUCCACCUUUGAUGACUAUUGCCGGGACCAAGGAUUGAAGUACCCUCUUUUAGUCAAGCGGUUGGCUUGCAUGAUUAUAUCAGGAUCUGUAUCAAGUGACAGUAUUGACAUACUUCAACCUGCUAGAUUAUCUCCUGAGAUGAUUUCAAAGAUGGAAGAGGGUUUUCAUUUGCUAAGGAGUGCUUUAAGGAAGGCAGAUGUCAUGGAUGAAGAACUGAAAUUCCUAAACAAGCAAUGGUACAUUAGUGUGCUGGCACGGAUUCGUAUCAAUGCGUUUCGUAUUGAAUUGGCUGGAGGAUCGUAUGAAGAUCUUCUUUCAUCAGCUGCAGCCUCUAUAGAUGGUGAUGUUGCAGUUGGGAAUGCUGUUUAUAUGCUUCCAUCUUUUUACAAUCAUGAUUGUGAUCCAAAUUCACACAUUAUAUGGAUAGACAAUGCAGAUGCAAGAUUAAAGGCCCUUCGUGAUGUUGAGGCAGGGGAAGAGCUUCGCAUAUGCUAUAUUGAUGCAAGUAUGGGUCACAAUGCUCGGCAAACUCUCCUGGCUGAAGGAUUCGGUUUUCGAUGCAAAUGCCCUAGGUGUUUAUCUGGUGGUUAAGCAACUUUCUUGCCUCAUUUCAUGUUUGUCCAAAAUAAUGCAGAGACAGAUGUGAAUUUGCUUCUUGCACUUUCUACUGUGCAUGAGCACUACUUUUUCGAUCUUCUUGUGCCCAGAACUAUUGGAUGAAGAGAUGUACUCUUACCUAAUUAAAAUUCCAUGAAGAAAUAAAACUCAAGGCCUAAUCAAAUCUGCUAAUA